AUGACUCCUUUAUGGUCUAUUCCAUACGCACUUAUCACUGGAAACACAGUUGUUCUGAAACCAUCCGAGAAAGCACCAUCAGUCUCAAGGGUAAUGGCCGAAGCAGUGUUACAAGCCGAGCUCCCACCAGGAGUAUUCAACAUUGUGCAUGGAGAUCACUCCACAGUGCAGAUGCUAAUACUUCAACCAAAAGUCCAAGCCGUCAGCUUUGUAGGGUCUGAGUCAGUAGCACGCCAAGUGCAUGACAUUUCCCGAAAAGCUGGGAAACGGAUUCAAGCCGAAUGUGGCGGCAAGAACCACGGCGUAGUCCUAGAAGAUGCCAGCAUGAUGCCAGCUCUAUUCGCGAUAGCAGGCGGUGCAUUUGGCGCAGCGGGACAGCGCUGCAUGGGCCUGAGCGUAGCAGUUUUUGUUGGCGAGACGCGAGAAUGGAUACCGAAACUGGCAGAGAUUGCACAGUCUAUGCUCGUUGGCUACGGAGGAGACCCAAACGCUAAAAUCGGCCCUUUGAUCAACGAAGCGGCUAAAGUGAAGAUCGCAGGGGUAAUCACGCGUGCGGUGGAGGAGGGCGCUACCAUCUUGUGUGAUGGCCGCGAUGUUCAGGUUCCUGGAUAUCCCGAUGGAAACUUCCUAGGGCCGACGAUCCUCACUAAUGUGGAAACGUACAUGGAAUGUUACCAGACCGAGAUAUUUGGACCGGUCCUCAUCUGUAUGCAGAUGGCCACGCUCGACGACGCUAUUGAGCUGAUCAAUCGCAAUAAAUAUGGGAACGGCUGUACCAUUUUCACUACUAGUGGUAAACAUGCCAAAACCUUCCAACGGCGUGUGAAUAUCGACAUGCUCCUGGAAAGACGUACUGGCCCUUUUUUCACUACAACCAAAACGGUCUCGGCCCGUUGGGACGAAUAG
This is a messenger RNA of Penicillium taxi, 906 nucleotides long. RefSeq lists its product as uncharacterized. NCBI's taxonomy places the organism in Eukaryota, Fungi, Ascomycota, Eurotiomycetes, Eurotiales, Aspergillaceae. Gene Ontology annotation, biological process: L-valine catabolic process; thymine catabolic process. The transcript is spliced from 3 exons. The record is from RefSeq and is a predicted model, not a curated record. Gene Ontology annotation, molecular function: malonate-semialdehyde dehydrogenase (acetylating, [NAD(P)+]) activity; methylmalonate-semialdehyde dehydrogenase (acylating, NAD+) activity. Gene Ontology annotation, cellular component: mitochondrion. Bases 1 to 906 code for a protein of 301 amino acids.